GUGCUGUUCUCCUCCGAGGCUCUGACCGAGUGCCCUCUCAUGCGCACGCAUCCGACUUCUUCCGGAUUCCCGAACGCCCCAACUGCUGCCCUUUCGUCAACUCCACUUCUCUCCACCCGGCGCCCCUUGCUCCCCGGAACCACCGCGACAAGCUCGCUGCGCCGCCGCCAUGGAUGAGGAGUACGACGUCAUCGUGCUGGGCACGGGGCUCAAGGAGUGCAUCCUCAGCGGCCUCCUCUCCGUCGACGGCCUCAAGGUUUUGCACAUGGAUAGAAAUGACUAUUAUGGUGGAGAUUCCACUUCUCUCAACCUUAAUCAGCUCUGGAAGAAAUUUAGAGGGGAAGACAAGCCCCCGGCACAUCUAGGCUCAAGCAAAGAUUACAACGUAGACAUGGUUCCAAAGUUUAUGAUGGCAAAUGGGACAUUGGUUCGAACCCUCAUUCACACUGAUGUAACGAAGUAUUUGUCAUUCAAAGCUGUUGAUGGUAGCUUUGUCUUCAGCAAAGGGAAGAUCCACAAGGUUCCCGCGACUGAUAUGGAGGCUGUGAAGUCUCCUUUGAUGGGCCUUUUUGAGAAACGCAGAGCAAGGAACUUCUUCAUUUAUGUCCAAAAUUACGAUGAAGCUGAUCCAAAAACACAUCAGGGAUUGGACCUUACUACGUUGACAACUAAAGAGUUGAUAGCAAAGCACGGCUUAAGUGAUGAUACAGUGGAUUUCAUUGGCCAUGCGCUUGCUCUCCAUAGGGAUGAUCGCCACCUCAAUGAACCAGCACUUGAUACUGUGAAAAGGAUGAAAUUAUAUUCAGAGUCUCUUGCACGUUUUCAAGGGGGCUCGCCUUAUAUUUAUCCUCUAUAUGGGCUGGGUGAGCUGCCACAGGGUUUUGCACGUCUAAGUGCUGUUUAUGGUGGUACUUACAUGCUAUGUAAGCCAGAAUGCAAGGUUGAAUUCGAUAUGGAAGGAAAAGCGUGUGGUGUUACAUCAGAAGGUGAAACCGCAAAAUGCAAGAAAGUUGUCUGUGAUCCUUCGUACUUGACCAACAAGGUCAGAAAGAUCGGCAAAGUUGCACGUGCAAUUGCUAUUAUGAGCCAUCCAAUCCCAAAUACAAAUGAGUCCCACUCAGUCCAGAUUAUUUUGCCACAGAAACAACUUGGACGCAAUUCAGACAUGUAUGUCUUCUGUUGCUCAUACACCCACAACGUCGCACCAAAAGGGAAGUUCAUUGCAUUCGUCUCUGCAGAAGCGGAGAGUGAUAAUAUACAAUCCGAACUCAAGCCUGGCAUUGAUCUACUUGGUCCAGUGGAUGAGCUCUUUUUUGAUAUGUAUGACAGAUAUGAACCAGUGAACGAACCAUCUCUUGAUAAUUGCUUCAUCUCAACGAGCUAUGAUGCUACCACACAUUUUGAGACAACUGUGACAGACGUUCUUAACAUGUAUACAAUGAUCACCGGAAAGGCUAUUGAUCUCACCGUUGAUUUGAGUGCUGCUAGUGCUGCUGAAGAAGAAUACUAGAUUUCAUAAUAAAAAAAAUACGGCUAUUCUCUUCAAACACCGCAGGACAAACCAUAACAAACGUCCUGACUAUUUCGCCCGCGGAUCAAAUUUGGUGUUAUGGCCAGUGUCUUCCGCAUGCCUGUCGCUUGCAGCAAAUAUGGGAAAAAAAUGUUGGUUCCAGACGAUUGAACUAUGGUGGUUUUAUUUACUACUGUAUACUAGAGUAAUUAGUGAAUGUUGUGAACAGUGAACAGGGUUGGCUAUGAACUUUGUGGCUUUAUGUAUGUAUCAUAAUAACUGUUAAAGUAAGUUUACAAGUGUGGCUA
Messenger RNA from Hordeum vulgare subsp. vulgare (domesticated barley), 1818 nucleotides. RefSeq names its product guanosine nucleotide diphosphate dissociation inhibitor 1-like. The transcript has 13 exons. The record is from RefSeq and is a predicted model, not a curated record. Gene Ontology annotation, cellular component: cytoplasm. Bases 170 to 1510 code for a protein of 446 amino acids. NCBI's taxonomy places the organism in Eukaryota, Viridiplantae, Streptophyta, Magnoliopsida, Poales, Poaceae. Gene Ontology annotation, molecular function: Rab GDP-dissociation inhibitor activity. Gene Ontology annotation, biological process: vesicle-mediated transport; small GTPase-mediated signal transduction; protein transport.